CAAAAACAAAUGAACUUGAAGUAAACAAAGAGGUUGUGUUCUGACAAGCACCCCCUGACCACACUUUCCACACACAAAAAAUCUGUUUUAAUUGUAUAUUUACUAUAGCAAGUUUAUUAAAGGAUUUGUGAAAGGAUUUACUUUUCCUGUCGAAGGAUUUACUGGUGAUAGAUCUUAAAGUUAGAGCCGAUACAUUCGGUGACAGAAUGGCAUCCUCAGGAGAAGCAGCAUGUUCUAAAUCAAGUGUUGACGAACCAUCUUCAUCAUCAUCAUCAAGCACCAAUGAAAGUCGUAAACAGCCUGUCAACAUAAUAGUGUUAGGAAUGGCAGGCUCUGGCAAGACAUCUUUAGUGAAACGUAUUCAAACGUACUUGCACUAUAAACAGCUACCACCUUAUGUCAUCAAUUUAGACCCCGCAUGUGCUGAAGUGCCAUAUCUGACAAACAUUGAUAUUAGGGAUACUGUGAAAUACAAAGAAGUUAUGAAGCAGUAUGGACUUGGUCCUAAUGGUGGUAUUGUUACAUCUCUAAAUUUAUUUUCCACUAAGUUUGACCAAGUCCUUAAGCUACUUGAUCAUGUUUCGGAGUCCCAUAAAUAUGCUAUUUUAGACACGCCUGGACAAAUUGAAGUAUUUACUUGGUCAGCUUCAGGCACUAUCAUUACGGAAGCAUUAGCAUCUACUUUUCCUACUAUUGUUGUGUAUGUUAUGGACACAGUUAGAAGUGUCAACCCUGUAACAUUCAUGUCCAAUAUGCUAUAUGCCUGUUCAAUAUUGUAUAAAACAAAAUUGCCAUUCAUUGUGGUAAUGAAUAAAACGGAUGUAGUGGAUAAUGGUUAUGCUGUGGAAUGGAUGAGAGAUUUUGAAGCCUUUCAGGAUGCCUUAGAAAAUGAAACAACAUACAUUUCCAAUUUAACUCGAUCUAUGUCAUUGGCAUUAGAUGAGUUUUACUCAGGCCUUCGUUGUUGUGGAGUGUCAGCUUUAACUGGGCAGGGCAUGGAUGAACUUUUUAAGCUUGUAGAUGAUGCAGCAGAAGAAUUUGAAAAAGAUUACAGAGUAGAGUGGGAAAAACUGAGAGAUGAAAAGAAGAAAGAUGCCACUGUUCAAGCCGCAGAGAAGCUCCGAAAGCUAGCCUUGGAUGAUGAACAGGGACUUGGAACUGCAGUACCUCUAAUUACAACUGGUGGCAAAGGUCAAGAUAUUGUUGAUAUUUACUUAAAACACCCAGCCAAUGAAAGUAGCGAGGAUGAAGAGGGUGAAGAAGAUGACCAGCCACAAGAUGAUGCUGAGAUGAAUGAAGAAAUUACAUUCCAAACCUAUGUUAAUAGUAAAAAGGAAGCUCGGAAGGAUAAAGCAGAAUCAGCCAUUUCUAAAGAGCCAUGAUGUGAAUUUAUACAUUAAAACCAAAUCAAACCAAAA
Molecule: messenger RNA, 1418 nt
Organism: Frankliniella occidentalis (western flower thrips)
Lineage: Eukaryota; Metazoa; Arthropoda; Insecta; Thysanoptera; Thripidae
Product: GPN-loop GTPase 1
Exons: 7
Coding region: 207-1382 (391 amino acids)
Molecular function (GO): GTPase activity
Source: RefSeq, a predicted model, not a curated record